This is a messenger RNA of Diatraea saccharalis (sugarcane borer), 8355 nucleotides long. The record is from the annotation of a GenBank genome assembly. Lineage: Eukaryota; Metazoa; Arthropoda; Insecta; Lepidoptera; Crambidae.
CUCUUUCGCUCUUCAAUUAAGUUCUAAGGAAGUUAGAGUGAAAUAGCAUUAUCGUACGAUGGAUCGUAUGAUGUAUGGAGCCUGUUUAUACAAAACGAUUUACAUGUAAUCACGAUUUUUGACAUUUUAAUCAUAUUCUUAAAAUAAUUGAAAAAUAUUAUUAUUUUUUUAUUAUAAACAAUAACUUGAAAUUAAAACAACACAAAAGUUGUUUAAAUAAUUCAUUCAAGAAGUUUAAAUUCGUUACCAAUUGUACUUCAGCUACCAAGAUGACGUAUGCUGUAAAUAGCCUUAAAUCAUUCAUAUCUUUCGUUAUCGGUCCGAAUCGUUCUAUGGGUUAGAUUCCAAAAAAUAUAAGUAACAUGAUCUAUGUACGUGAUUUAGAUUUUAUAGUUAAAUUAUUUUAAAUUUUUAAUCGCAAUAAAAUAUAAUUAAUAAAUAUAUAAUAAAUUAAUAACCAUAAUUUCCUUGUUUAUAAACCACAAGCGACUAUACAUAUUGCUAUUCCCCUUUUAAUCUUAAAAGAAAGUUUAAGUUAUUUUAACUUUUAUUUAAUGCUUGAAUAUUAAAAUUCAUAAAUAUAGUAAAAAUACAAGUCAAUAUAACAUUUUUGAAGCACGUUCAUUGUGAAUACCUGCUAAUUCAAUGUUUUUAUCGUGUUUAUUUUUAAUUCAAAUCAUAAGUUAUUAUCUAAUCUAAGGCCUAGAACUAAAUAAAGUAAACGAUUUGAUGACAAAUCAGAUGUAAUCAUGAAAAAAAUCAAAUAAGCAUUUGUGAAAAUAGAUAGCAAUUUAUCACAUAUCGAUAGGUCAAUUGUACCGUUACGACUACGAUUCGGACCGAGGCAUUGGGCAAAAUAGUUUACGUCAGUUGAAACGUCAAAUUCUUGCUCUCUAUAAAAAAUAUGAAUUGAAAUGAAAACAAAAUAGUCCAGGAUUACUAAUUUUACUAUAUAAUAAAAACGUGAAAAUUAUUUCUUUAAAUGAGGAAUGAGUUUUUAGUUUUUUAAUAGUGGUAAUAAAAUGUAUCCUGCAAUGAGCGGCUUAUAUUCCGAAGGUCCUUACAGGCCUUCUAUGUCCCAAGGAACGGUGAUCCACAGUCAACGUUUCCAAGAGAAGGACUUCACCAUCGCCACACCUGAAGAGUUUGUGAGGAGAUUUCAGGGUACCAAGCCUAUUAAUAAGGUUCUAAUCGCUAAUAACGGUAUCGGUGCUGUGAAAUGUAUGCGCUCAAUUCGAAGAUGGUCCUACGAAAUGUUCAAGAACGAGAGGGCAGUCCGUUUCGUGGUUAUGGUGACUCCAGAAGACCUGAAGGCGAACGCGGAGUAUAUCAAAAUGGCUGACCACUACGUGCCGGUGCCGGGCGGGUCCAAUAACAAUAACUAUGCAAACGUAGAGCUUAUCGUAGACAUCGCUAUCAGAACACAAGUUCAGGCUGUGUGGGCAGGAUGGGGUCACGCGUCAGAAAAUCCAAAACUGCCGGAACUGUUACACCGCGCUGGGGUCGUAUUCAUAGGCCCGCCUGAGAAAGCUAUGUGGGCACUCGGAGAUAAAAUAGCUUCGUCUAUAGUGGCGCAGACUGCUGAUAUACCUACCUUGCCCUGGAGCGGGAGUGACCUGACGGCUGAGUACAACAGUAAGAAAAUCAAAAUAUCUUCAGAGCUGUUCGCUAAAGGGUGCGUCUCAACUCCCGAACAAGGAUUACAGGCUGCUCAAAAAAUCGGUUUCCCCGUGAUGAUCAAGGCUUCCGAAGGCGGUGGUGGAAAAGGAAUCAGGAAAGUCGAAAACCCUGAUGACUUUGCCAACAUGUUUCGACAGGUACAAGCAGAGGUGCCAGGUUCACCGAUAUUCGUCAUGAAGUUGGCAAAGUCGGCUCGUCAUUUAGAAGUACAGCUGUUGGCCGAUCAGUAUGGUAAUGCUAUCUCUCUCUUCGGUCGCGACUGUUCUAUUCAGCGACGUCAUCAGAAAAUCAUUGAAGAAGCGCCCGCCGCCAUCGCCAAACCUGAUGUGUUUAUAGAAAUGGAAAAGGCUGCAGUUCGUUUAGCCAAAAUGGUGGGUUACGUGAGUGCGGGCACCGUGGAAUACUUAUACGACCCCGCCACCGGGUCUUACUUCUUCCUGGAGCUGAACCCGCGGCUGCAGGUGGAGCAUCCCUGCACGGAGAUGGUGGCCGAUGUCAACCUGCCCGCCGCUCAACUACAGAUCGCCAUGGGGCUUCCCUUGUACCAUAUAAAGGACAUCCGUCUCUUGUACGGUGAAUCCCCGUGGGGCAUGACCGCCAUAGAUCUGGACACGCCUAAACAACGCCCGUCACCCUGGGGACACGUCAUCGCAGCCAGGAUCACAUCCGAGAACCCAGAUGAAGGAUUCAAGCCGUCGUCUGGUACUGUGCAAGAGCUGAACUUCAGAUCGUCCAAGAAUGUGUGGGGAUACUUCAGUGUAGCCGCCUCUGGUGGACUUCACGAGUUUGCCGACUCGCAGUUCGGACAUUGCUUCUCAUGGGGUGAAACCAGGGAGCAAGCUAGAGAAAAUUUGGUGAUAGCAUUAAAGGAGCUCAGUAUAAGAGGGGACUUCAGAACGACAGUGGAAUAUCUGAUCACUCUGUUGGAGACCACAGCCUUCCAAGAAAAUAACAUUGACACCAGCUGGUUGGACGCCCUCAUAGCUGAGAGAGUCCAAUCGGAGAAGCCUGAUAUCAUGCUGGGCGUGCUCUGCGGUUCUAUUCUUAUCGCAGACAGCAUCAUCACAGCCCAUUUCCAAGAGUUCAAGAGUGCUUUAGAAAAGGGUCAAAUCCAAGGCUGCGGCCAGUUGUCCAACUGCGUGGACGUGGAGCUGAUCCACAGCGGCCACAAGUACAAGGUGCAGGCCACCAAGUCGGGGCCCACGUCAUACUUCCUCAGCAUGAACGGCAGCUUCAAAGAGUUGGAGGUUCACAAACUCACAGACGGAGGUACUCUGCUGUCUGUAGAUGGUGAUUCGUAUACUACAUAUUUGAAGGAGGAAGUUGACAAGUAUCGUAUAGUGAUCGGCAAUCAAACCGUCGUGUUUGAGAAGGAGAAGGAUCCAUCUAAACUGAGGGCGCCAUCUGCCGGUAAACUUAUCAACACUCUGGUGGAGGAUGGAGGUCACGUCGAUAAGGGACAACCCUAUGCUGAAAUUGAGGUGAUGAAAAUGGUGAUGACACUAUCCGCUCCAGAGUCUGGUAAAGUGACGUGGAACUUGAGGCCCGGAGCUGUACUCGACGUGGGAUCACUGAUGGGCACACUUGAAUUGGAUGACCCCUCGCUGGUAACGACCGCGCAGCCGUACAAGGGUCAGUUCCCGAUGGAGGACGUGCAGACUGUAUCCGAGAAACUGAACCACGCCCACAACAAGUACAGAGCUAUAUUGGAGAACACUCUGGCUGGUUACUGUUUGCCGGAGCCCUACAACACUCCUCGUCUACGUGAAGUGGUUGAGAAAUUCAUGCAAAGUCUUCGUGACCCUUCACUGCCGUUAUUGGAACUGCAAGAGGUUUUGUCAUCUACCUCCGGCCGUAUACCGAUAGCUGUGGAGAAGAAAGUAAGGAAACUGAUGGCUUUAUACGAGAGGAACAUCACCUCCGUGCUCGCGCAGUUCCCGAGCCAACAGAUCGCCAGCGUCAUAGACCAUCACGCAGCAUCCCUCGCCAAGAGAGCCGACAGAGACGUCUUCUUCAUGAGCACACAAGCCUUAGUUGUUCUAGUACAACGAUAUAGAAACGGUAUUCGCGGUCGUAUGAAGGCGGCCGUUCACGAUUUACUGAAGCAAUACUAUCAGGUUGAGAGUCACUUUCAACUAGGUUCUUACGACAAAUGUGUGGUGGCACUCCGCGAUCAAUACAAAGACGACAUGCAAGCUGUAGCCAACAUGAUAUUCUCACACAACCAAGUUCCAAAGAAAAACCUAUUGGUGACGUUGCUGAUAGACCACCUGUGGUCCAACGAGCCGGGCCUCACGGACGAGCUGGCCGCCACGCUCAACGAGCUCACCUCGCUGCAUAGGGCAGAACACAGCAGAGUGGCCCUUAGAGCGAGACAGGUGUUAAUAGCAGCUCACCAGCCCGCUUACGAGUUACGUCACAAUCAAAUGGAAUCAAUAUUCCUGUCCGCCGUGGACAUGUACGGACACGACUUCCACCCGGAGAAUCUGCAGAAGUUAAUCCUGUCUGAAACAUCGAUAUUCGAUAUUUUGCACGAUUUCUUCUACCACACUAACGCAGCGGUGUGUAACGCAGCUUUGGAGGUGUAUGUCCGUCGCGCGUACACAUCGUACGAGAUACAAUGUUUGCAACACCUGGCGUUGUCUGGUGAACUGGGCGUGGUACAUUUCCAAUUCGUACUGCCCACUGGACAUCCAAACAGGAUCCCGAUCAGCCAAUCGGAGAUCGAGCUGUCGGCGGCGCAGGACGCGCAGGGCGUGCCCGCGGAGCUGUGCGCGGCCGCCAUGCGCAAGUGCCACCACCGCACGGGCGCGCUCGCCGCGUUCCACUCGUUCGACCAGUUCGUGCAGUACGCGGACGAGCUGCUCGACCUCAUGGACGACUUCUCCAGCACGGCCACGGUCCGCAGGGAGGACCUUCAAUCCCUACAAGAUGGAAGCGAAAGUCGCGACAGUACAAGUAUAAACGUCGGUAUGGACUACAGCAAGAUACCGGAUUCGGAAGAUUUGCCUUUGGAGCCGAUCCACAUCCUGAUGAUCGGCGUGCGCGACACCGGCGAGAGCGACGACAGCGCGGUGGCGCGACGCUUCGGCAACUUCUGCCGCGCCCACCGGCACGAGUUGCACCAGAAACGUAUCAGGAGGAUCACAUUCAUGUCACUCAUCAAACGUCAGUUCCCGAAGUUCUUCACGUACCGCGCGCGCAACGAGUUCACGGAGGACACGAUCUACCGCCACCUGGAGCCGGCGUCCGCGUUCCAGCUGGAGCUGUACCGCAUGCGCAGCUACCAGCUGGAGGCGCUGCCCACCAGCAACCAGAAGAUGCAUCUGUAUCUCGGCAAGGCCAAGGUAAAGAAAGGUCAAGAGGUGACCGACUACAGAUUCUUCAUUCGUUCCAUCAUCAGGCACCAGGACCUCAUCACCAAGGAGGCUAGCUUCGAAUAUCUGCAAAACGAAGGCGAAAGGGUGCUUCUAGAGGCUAUGGACGAAUUGGAGGUGGCUUUCUCUCACCCUCUCGCUAAGAGGACUGACUGCAACCACAUUUUCUUGAACUUCGGACCCACCGUAAUCAUGGAUCCAGUAAAGAUCGAGGAGUCAGUUCUUGGCAUGGUCAGGAGAUAUGGUCCCAGAUUGUGGAAACUCAGGGUUUUACAGGCGGAGAUCAGAUUCACUCUCCGAACUGGACCAGGAGCCCCCACAAAAAAUGUGAGGUUGUGUUUAUCCAACGGCUCAGGAUACUCCCUGGAUAUAUACACGUAUGAGGAGGUCUCCGACCCCAGGACGGGAGUGAUAAUGUUCCAAUCGUAUGGACCCAGACAGGGCCCUAUGCACGGCCUUCCUAUAUCCACGCCGUACGUCACCAAGGACUAUUUGCAGCAAAAGAGAUUUUUGGCGACGUCACAGGGCACGACUUACGUAUACGACAUACCAGACAUGUUCAGACAAGUCACAGAGAAGAGAUGGAAGGAAUGCAUCGAGGAAGGGACCGUAGACGGUCCGGUGCCGGACACGGUGAUGACGAGCGUAGAGCUGGUGGUGGAGCCGGACGGGGAGCGGCACGUGGUGGAGGUCACCCGCCUGCCCGGACAGAACACGGUGGGUAUGGUGGCGUGGCGUCUAACCCUUUUCACGCCCGAGUGUCCCGAAGGACGGGACAUUAUCCUGAUAGCCAACGACCUCACACACUACAUGGGGUCGUUUGGACCGCAGGAAGACUGGCUGUUCUACAAGGCCUCACAGUACGCCAGGGAGCUUAAGAUACCCAGAUUGUACAUAAGUGUCAACUCCGGUGCCCGUAUCGGUGUAGCGGAGGAAGUGAAAUCUGAAUUCAAUGUCGCGUGGGUGGACGCAGAACGACCGGACAGAGGGUUCAAGUACUUGUACCUGACACCCGAAGCUUUCUCCAAGCUGGGACCACUGGGCUCAGUCAAGACUCAGCUCAUUGAAGACGAGGGAGAGUCCCGGUACAAGAUCACAGACAUCAUAGGUAAAGAGGACGGCCUCGGUGUGGAGUGCCUCCGCGACGCGGGCCUGAUAGCGGGCGAGACCGCGCAGGCGUACGAGGAGGUGGUCACCAUCUCAAUAGUCACCUGCCGGGCGAUCGGCAUCGGCUCAUACGUCGUCAGACUGGGCCACCGCGUGAUCCAGGUGGAGUCGUCGUACAUAAUCCUGACCGGGUACGCGGCGCUGAACAAGGUGCUGGGCCGCGCGGUGUACGCGAGCAACAACCAGCUGGGCGGCGUGUCCAUCAUGCACAACAACGGCGUCGCGCACGCCACCGCCGCCACCGACCUGGACGCCGUCGCCGCCGCCGCCAGGUGGCUCGCCUUCGUGCCCAAGGAUAAAAUGAGCAUGGUGCCCAUAAUGCGUUGCUCGGACCCCGUGGACAGACGCGUCGAGUGGGUGCCGCCGCGCACCGCCCACGACCCCCGCCUCAUGCUCACGGGGGACGGGGCCAGGGGAGGGUUCUUCGACCGCGGCUCCUUCGACGAGAUCAUGCAGCCCUGGGCACAGACCGUCAUCACAGGUCGCGCUAGACUAGGCGGUAUUCCCGUAGGCGUGGUAGCGGUAGAAACUAGGACAGUGGAGAUCACACUACCCGCUGAUCCAGCCAACUUGGAUUCGGAGGCUAAAACCAUACAGCAAGCUGGACAGGUGUGGUUCCCAGAUUCCGCUUACAAAACAUCACAGGCCAUCAAUGACUUCUCACGCGAGGGACUACCCAUUAUUAUUUUCGCCAACUGGAGAGGAUUCAGCGGUGGACAGAAAGACAUGUACGAGCAGAUCCUGAAGUUCGGCGCGGAGAUAGUGCGCGCACUGCGCGGCGCGACGGCGCCGGUGAUAGUGUACAUCCCCCCGGGCGCGGAGCUGCGCGGCGGCGCGUGGGCGGUCGUCGACCCCUCCGUCAACUCGCUGCGCAUGGAGAUGUACGCCGACCCGGAGGCCAGGGGUGGUGUACUAGAAGCGGAAGGUAUAGUUGAGGUGAAAUACAAGCAGCGCGACAUACUGAAGACUAUGCACAGAAUGGACCCCGAGCUUUUGAGGCUAAGCGCCAGGAUAACAGAACUCAAAGAUCAAAUCAAAGAAAUAUCAAAGAAUCUCGACCGGCGUGGCUCAAUAGACGAGGUGCUCAUCAAAACAGACGCCGGGCGACAAGCUGAAAGCAAAGUUCGCGAACUAGAAACAGAAUUGUUGGCCGCCGAGAAAACCGUUAAAUCCCGAGAGAAAGAAUUGAGUCCUAUCUACCACGAAAUAGCGGUGCAAUUCGCCGAGCUACACGACACUGCUGAGAGAAUGUUAGAGAAAGGCUGUAUAUUCGACAUAAUCCCGUGGCGGGAUUCCCGUCGGCUGAUCUACUGGCGCAUCCGUCGGCUGCUGCGCCAGAACUGGCAGGAGCGGCGCGUGCAGCGCGCGGGCGCCGACAUCGACCAGGGCGCCGCCGCCGCCACGCUGCGCCGGUGGUUCACCGAGGACCGGGGCGAGUCGCACUCGCACCAAUGGGAACACGACAACGAGGCCGUGUGCAAAUGGCUAGAAGAGCAAGCGGACGAUGAGAAUUCAGUCCUAGAAAGAAACCUAAGGGCGAUCAAACAGGACACCAUACUGCAUACGGUCAACUCCCUUGUAUUGGAACUGACGCCAUCCCAACGUGCUGAAUUCAUUAGGAAAAUAUCUUCAUUGGAAAUGGAGCAAUGAUUUUAAAUAAUAAUAUUAGAUAACACAUGUUAUAUAGUAAGGUUGCCAUGCUUAAAAUAGAUAUUUAUAAGAUUCUAUCUGUAGCAACAUUUGCUACUAGAAACUAAUUUGACAAAUUAAACUUAGUCCAUUGUUUAUUAGUUCAAUGUGAAUUGAAUCUUAUUCCUCAUGAAAUGAGGUCUUAGUUCUGUAAUUGAAUUCACUGAUUUGUCUACGACUGUAGAUAUCUCAGUUUCGUUGUUAAAACUAUUUAUUUAAAAGAUGAUUAUAGUCAGUUGUCUUUUUGAAAUUGAACAAAUUUAAUUUAAUAUGUAUAGUAGGAAUAAUUAACAAUUCAAAAGUUUGUAACAAACUACCGUCAGCGGCAAUUAUAAUCAUUCUGAAUUUCUCACAUUGAAAAUAAGAUAUAUUUGUGUCACUAUAUACUUCAAUUAGUGACAAUCAACUAGUCUGUGUAUAUAACAAAAGUGUUCUAUAUCAA